AUGUCCGCCCCUUCAGAAUCAGUCAUCUACGUCCUCGACUUCAACGUCGGCAACGAGACCGACGACCCGAACAACCCGUGGACAUCCGGAAGAAUCGCCGUCGGGACUCCAAGCAGCAACACCCUCAAAACGCUCAAAUCCCACGAGCUGCGCCCCGAUGGCAUCGAAGUGCUCCUCCACGAAGGCCAAAACGACGGCCGGAUUUUCUGGACGCAGAUGGGAGGUCCGGAGAAGAAUGACGGUACUGUUCAAUCCUCGGCUCUGGACGGCGAUGAUGUGAAGGAUAUCUUUUCCAGGGGAGAAAUUCACACGCCGAAGCAGCUUGCUAUCGAUGAGAAGAAUGGGAAGCUGUAUGUGUGUGAUCGGGAGGGGUUGAGGGUGCACCGAUCGAAUUUAGAUGGCACUCAAAAAGAAGUCUUGAUCCAAACCGGCACCUGGACGAACGACGAGCACGUCUCCGACGCCGCGAGAUGGUGCGUAGGGAUCUGCGUCGACGCCGAGAACGGCCUGUUCUACUGGACGCAAAAAGGCCCCUCCAAAGGCGGCAAAGGCAAGAUCCUCCGAGCAAACAUCAAAACCCCAAAGGGCGCCACGGCAUCCACGCGGAACGAUAUUGAAGUCCUCUUCGAGGACCUCCCAGAACCCAUCGACCUCCAACUCUCCGUCUCCACGCAACAGCUCUACUGGACCGACCGCGGCGACUUCUCCAAAGGCAACAAGCUCAACCGGGCGAGCGUCGCGGGGAGUCUCGGCAGGAUCCAGGAGAGGGGGUAUGAGAUUCUGGCGAGGCAUUUGCACGAGGCGAUUGGGUUGCAGGUGGACGAGAAGAAUCGGCAUGUGUAUGUGAGUGAUUUGGGAGGGGAUGUGUAUCGGUAUGAUCUCGAUGGGAAGGGCGUGGAGAAGUUUUUCGAAGGACAGGGGGUUUUUACGGGGAUCGCGGUGGCGGAUUUGGGGCGGGAGGAGAGGGCGAGGCUGUAUGGGCUUUGA
Messenger RNA from Zasmidium cellare ATCC 36951, 987 nucleotides. RefSeq lists its product as uncharacterized. The record is from RefSeq and is a predicted model, not a curated record. Bases 1 to 987 code for a protein of 328 amino acids. Lineage: Eukaryota; Fungi; Ascomycota; Dothideomycetes; Mycosphaerellales; Mycosphaerellaceae. The transcript has a single exon.